Paracoccidioides brasiliensis Pb18 is the source of this 1596-nucleotide messenger RNA. RefSeq lists its product as uncharacterized. The record is from RefSeq and is a predicted model, not a curated record. The transcript has a single exon. Bases 1 to 1596 code for a protein of 531 amino acids.
AUGGCGCCUCCUCCGCCAAUUCCCUAUAGGGAACCUCCACAACCCCCUCGAUCCCGUCAACCCCGUCGACCUCCUGGGCUAACAAUUCAGCCUGUUGCCCAGCCCCGUCGGACCCGUCGAACCCGUCGACACCCUGCAGCGCUGGAGCCAGGAAUUCAGUCUGUAUCCCAACCCAUUGCAUCCCCGUCACAUCCGAGAUCACGUCCACAGUCGCGAUCGAAUGUACAGUUAGGACCUAAUGCUGCGCAACAAUCAACUUCACUAGGGAUAGCACCUCUGCCGCCGCCGGUAAUACCCAACCCACUAAUAGCAACGAACCAGAAUGAUGAAAACCGAGAGGGAGACAAUAACACUGACCACAGGGUACGGGAUAUUCCACAAUUCACAAUGUUCCGCAUACACCAGAUGAUUCAUGUUCUUUUGAAUGAUCUGCUCAGAGAUCCCCAAGUCCGUCCCAUGGACAUGGGGAUGAUUGCAGACUCUGCUGUUGCGAGGCUGGCCACCAUCUUCUCGGCCUCUGGAGCGCUCGGCCUUCCUGAUCGCCGUAGAAUACAGUUGCCGAAUAAUGUGCAUCUGGACAAACACUGGAUUCUCCCAAAUGCUGUGCAAAUGGGAUAUUUGAGCCCGGAGUUGAAGGUACUCGCUAGAACGUACCUGACCUCUGAGAAGCAACGGCAAAGAAAUCUCCCAUUGAGUGACAUUAUCGAGGGAUUAAAUGCGGCGAUUGCAGAGGGGAAACUUUUUGGCGUGGAGGACCGAACGAUAUUGGUGAACCUUAGCGACAUGUUUGUUGUGAAAAUUGGCCAGUAUGAUAUGCUCGAUGACAUUGAGAUGCUGCGAUAUAUCGCGGCAAAUGCUCCCCAAGUUCCACUGCCGAAAAUCCAUGGUAGUCUCAGGGCAGUGGAUAUGAACAUGGAGUGGGGUUUCCUAUUCAUGUCGAAUUAUUGUACUGGAUAUACACUAGGUGACCUCUGGAGCCGGCUUGACCAUGAGCAGAAGAUCUCAAUCAGGGAUCAACUAGAAGGAAUUUUCAGGGCCCUUAGAUCUGUCGAGCCUCCUCGUCCGUUCUCACGACGCCAAGCCACUCUUGGCGGUGGUUCUCCACGUCGCUGCAAGGACUCGCGAGGGUACACAUAUCUCGCAUUGCAACCUCUUUACAACGAGGUGGACUUCAAUAAAUUUGUCACUAGUCACUUUCCCCAAGGAAAUGCAUGGAGUACGCAACUUAAAGACCAUCUUCGGGAAGACCAUAACGUGGUUAUGACAUAUGGCAACCUCCAUCCCCGGAAUAUCAUCAUAAGCCCUGUCCCUCAGGCUGGCAUGCCUAUUGGUGGCAAUAAUCCGAACCUCUACCAAGUGGUAACUGGAAAUGCUACCCGUGCUGAGGUCGAAAUUGCCGCACACCGCGAGUGGCGAGUGACUUGUCUUGUCAACUGGCAAAGGGGUGGUGUUUAUCCGGAACACUGGGAGUAUGUGAAAGCGCUGAACCCGUCUGAUACGGCAGGGUGUCUGCCGCGUUGGUGGUAUUAUCUACCGCGCUCGAUUGGGACAUGGCCUAUCGAGCAUGCUGCGGAUUGUUUGAUAAUGGUGCCAUAG